AUGACGAUGAACAACGCGACGGCUGGCUGUGACCAGUGUGACGUCAUCGUAGCGGGACAUGACGACACCCUCUACCCGCCCGCCAUCCUCGUCAUCGGCAAGAUCGUCACGAUAUUCGGCAUUCUAUUCGGCGGCACAGCGAAUCCGCUCAUCCUCGUCACCAUAGCAACAAACCGAAGUCCGCACGGGCGCUUUAACCCGCUCAUCACGAAUCUGUGCGUGCUGGACACGGUCUACUGCUGCUGCCUCGCACCGACGCUCUGCGUGCAGUUCUUUUACGGCCGACUCGCCGUGGACACGAAGUUGUGCAAGGUUCUACCGUUCUUUACCUACUGGAUGCUCAACUCUACCGUCAUCACGCACACCAGCAUCGCCAUCAACAGGUACGUGCGCAUCGCACGACCGGCGAGCUACAGUCGACUCUACGGCCGCCGACAGAUGGCGCUGAAUAUCGUCGCCUGCUGGGCGAUACCGUUCGUGCCGCUGCUGCUUCCGCUCUUCAACAUCCUGAACUGCUACGGGUUUGAUCCCGUACUGCGCAUGUGCACGCUCGUCUGCCAUGAGCGUCUGCUGUCAAAGGUCGUGCUGCUCUACCUGCCGGUCGUCGUCUCGCUCGCCGCCUACGUCAGAAUCAUCGUCAUCGUGCGGCGCUCGCGCAAGAAAGUCAAACCAGGGGGCGUUGGAUCGCCCUCUGGCAUCACCGUCAGUCACAUCUCGGGCGCGCUGCCGACUGCAAAGUCGAUUACGGUACGAACGUUAGCGCCACCGCCGACCCCGAUGCUAGCGCCACCACAGCCGCCGACAUCGACGCCGACGCCGACACGCACGCCAUCACCGACGCUAGCGCCACCGCAGUCGCCGACGCUACGACUACCAACGAUGCUGACGCUAGCGCCACCGCAGUCGCCGACGCUAGCGCCACCGCAGUCGUCGACGAUAACGCCACCACAGUCGCCGACGCUAGCACCACCGCAGUCACCGACGCUAGAGCAUCUGCAGCAGUUGCCGACGCUAGAGCUACAACCGACGCGCCCGCCGUCUCCCUCGCCGACGCUGCCUCCUCCUCCUCCUCCGCCGCCGCCGACACAGAGGCGACCGGAGUCGAAGCUUCUACAGAUGACGCUGAGCAUCUUCGCCGUGUUCUGCUUCAGCUUCUUUCCGUUCAGCAUCUUCAGCCAGGUGGGCACGCGCGCCGUGAUGGAAGCGCAUGCCGUCACUCGCAUGCUCGUCAUACUGUCGCCGAGCGUCGACCCACUCAUCUACGUGCUCACGAACAGGGCCAUGCGACGCGCAGUGCGAAACCGCACGCGCUGCCUGUGGGAGUGGUGA
This is a messenger RNA of Priapulus caudatus, 1329 nucleotides long. Its product is annotated as G-protein coupled receptor moody-like. Gene Ontology annotation, molecular function: G protein-coupled receptor activity. The record is from RefSeq and is a predicted model, not a curated record. Lineage: Eukaryota; Metazoa; Priapulida; Priapulimorpha; Priapulimorphida; Priapulidae. Gene Ontology annotation, cellular component: membrane. The transcript has a single exon. The coding region runs from base 1 to 1329 and encodes 442 amino acids. Gene Ontology annotation, biological process: G protein-coupled receptor signaling pathway.